Closterium sp. NIES-65 is the source of this 576-nucleotide messenger RNA. The record is from the annotation of a GenBank genome assembly. NCBI's taxonomy places the organism in Eukaryota, Viridiplantae, Streptophyta, Zygnematophyceae, Desmidiales, Closteriaceae.
AUGGCAGCAAGAAUAACAUCACAAUCAAGAUCAAAGAUAGCAACCCCCGACCACUGCAGCUCUCCCCAGCGAGGGAUCUCAGUGGCCUCCACCUCCUCCGCCGCCACCUCCGCCACCGCCGCCGCCGCCUCCUCCUCCGCUCCCACCGCCACCGCCGCCGCCGCCUCCGCCUCCACCGCCGCCACCGAAGCCCCCACCCCCGCCACCACUCCCUCCACCACCCCCACUCCCUCUGCCUCCUCCACCGCCACCUCCACCGCCCCCUCGAGCCCCUCUAGCGCCCUUGCCCCCCUUGCCCUUGCCGGGCCGAGGCGCGUCGGCAGGCACAGAGCCGCGACCGCGGCGGUAGCUGCUGCUGUUAGUGGCGGCGGCAGUCGCUGCUGUCGUCGGCGACGGCUGCUGCUGGUGGUGGCCGCCGCUGUUGUCGGCGGCGUUUGCUGCUGUCGGCUACUGCAGGCGGCGGCGGCGGCUGCUGCUGGUGGCGGAGGAGCCGAGGAGGGGCCGGGAAGGGUGGCGACGGGGCUAAGAAGAGGCCGCAAGGGGCCGCGAAGGGCGGCGACGGUGACAAAGUUUUGA